AUGCGUCCGUCGGCGACUAGCGACUUUGCACGAUCGCAUGUAGCCAAUUGGUCACCACCAGUACCCAUUACGCCUGAGUUGGAGGCUCUACGAGAACUCAAGACUGAGUGGAAGCGACACUCUUCCGGGUACCCUUUCUGCGAUGGGAACGAAUCUGGCAAGAAGCUUCUGAUCGUGGAUCUACAAGAUUUCGAAAUCUACCGAACACCAGACAGUGAGAAGAGGGCAUAUGAAUUGAUCAGCCUUCACUACCUCGAAAUUCCUAUCACUAAGAAGCUUUGUUUUGACGGCUUCAUAUGCUUAGGCACCACCAAGCAUUUUGUGCACGCUGUGCCCAUUGAGGAUACUUCUAUUGAGGGCUACGGAGACCUAGAGACUGCCAGUGUCACAACUUACAUACAAUCGACUCUCGCAGCCAAAAACACUGUGUAUGACAUCUGGUACAGGCUCAAGAAAGCCGCCCCAGGUUACAGGAAAUUCCACAAAUCAUUCGUUUGGGUUGCGCAACUGGGAAAGCAUGUGAUCGACUACCUGGAAUCGGCGGGCAGUGUUGGAUUCCACGACUUUCGCGAGGAAUUUCAUGCUUGGAUGAUGACGCAACGAUUCGCUCAAUGCUCAGACUUCGAACGAUGGCACGGUGCGUUCAGACACCAAACUGACUUUCGCGUUGGCGUCAACGCGUAUAUUGAAUACUUUUACCAUCAGGCCUUCAACCUCCCGAACUCGAGACAGCUGCUAGCGCACCCAUUAUGGAGUGAAUGCUUGACUAAAGGUUUGACGGCUGUCGAGAUUCAAGAAGAGGUCAUCAAGCAAACCAUCGCUACGCCUGGGGUUUUUGAUUGUUUCAAAGACAUGUAUUUCGGUGGGCAACUACGCAAGCAAAGUCCAGUAGAGACCAUCGCCAUCGAACGGAAGCGUCGGAAGCGCAAACUCGGUUUCGCUAAACGUGGAUCAACACGACAGACAACAGCAACACGACCAAACGUCUGUAUACCGUACGGAAACUCACCAGUAAGGGUAGGCGACAUUAUCGCACUAAUCCCAGACGAGACAGACUCAAGGGUUUGGCGAAAUACGAACUGGGACUGGCUUGCCUACGUCCAGACUACGGUGCUUCUGAAGAACGGAGUCCAGAAGCUAUUUGUGCUAUGGAUUUAUCGACAUCACGAGACCAAUAUCUCUAUAGCUAGGUAUCCUUAUGAGAACGAGGUCUUCCUAUCCGAUAACUGCAACUGUACCGAGGGAGAACUAUUAUCCACUAACAUCAAGGGAAGGUACGACGUAGACUGGUCGCCAACUACAAUCGAUACCAACCACUUCUUCAUCCGCCAGACGUAUGUUACUCAGGAUAGCGCUUUCGUAACCGUCCAAUCCUCACAUAUGACUUGCACAUGUCUAAAACCCAAGAGCUCGCCUGAGACUUACCACCGUGGCGACACGGUAUACAUGACAAGAGCAAUACACAAAAAUCAAAUCCUGGAUCCAGUCGUCGUUCAGUACAUCGAUCACGCUAAUCAAACGACCACGAUACGCAAACUACUAAGACUAGAGCGUGACUGCGAGGAGCUGGCAAUGAAGGCUGGGCGAAACGAUCUCCCCCCAAAUGAGCUUGUGCUAACUGACGAAUAUGAGGUGGUGGCCUUAUCUCGUAUCCAGAGACGCUGCUAUAUCAAGUUUGUUUCCAAAUCUGACAUUGUAAAUGGCCGUAUACCAUUCACAUACAACCGUGGUGGUGCAGGUGAUCUUUGGUUUCUAGCUAUGGGAAUGAUCACGAAGGCACAGGAGAAGUGCCUCGUCUUCCUGCGCAGUCUUCCAAACAGUUUCGACGAAGGCCCUGAUAUGACUUUCUCUCAACAAACCUUGCGAGGCAUGAGCCUGUUCAGUGGCGGAGGUUCUCUCGAUCGAGGCCUCGAAGAAGGUGGUGCAGUUGUCUUCGACUCUGCUGUUGAUUUCAGUCAGCAUGCCAUUCAUACUCAACGAGCGAAUUCGAAGAACCUCGAGGCAAUGUCUCUGUUUUGUGGUUCUGUCGACGAUCACUUCAAUGCAGCUCUGAAGGGUAACAGACCAAACAUCAUCCCUCAAGUUGGAGACGUUGAUCUCAUCGCUGCCGGAUCCCCAUGUCCUGGGUUCUCAGCCCUCCAGCGAAAUUUUCUUAGUGAGCAGUCACUGCGUAACGCAUCGCACAUCACUACGUUUUGUUCGUACGUCGAUCUGUAUCGGCCUUUGUAUGGUAUCCUCGAGAACGUGGUCAAUAUGGCAUCAACGCGUGUUGGAUAUGAAGACCAAAAUGUCUUAUCGCAGGUGGUUGCUUGCCUUGUUUCAAUGGGCUACCAGUGCAACCAGUACAUCAUGGAUGCAUGGAGUUACGGUAGCGCGCAACAACGCUCGCGCUUGAUCCUCACUAUAGCAGCUCCAUGUUACAAGCAACAAAAGGAACUCCACCCUUGA
Alternaria postmessia is the source of this 2448-nucleotide messenger RNA. RefSeq lists its product as uncharacterized. Lineage: Eukaryota; Fungi; Ascomycota; Dothideomycetes; Pleosporales; Pleosporaceae. Gene Ontology annotation, cellular component: nucleus. Bases 1 to 2448 code for a protein of 815 amino acids. The transcript has a single exon. The record is from RefSeq and is a predicted model, not a curated record. Gene Ontology annotation, molecular function: chromatin binding; methyltransferase activity.